Suillus bovinus is the source of this 1922-nucleotide messenger RNA. RefSeq names its product pali-domain-containing protein. The transcript has 3 exons. NCBI's taxonomy places the organism in Eukaryota, Fungi, Basidiomycota, Agaricomycetes, Boletales, Suillaceae. The coding region runs from base 104 to 1699 and encodes 531 amino acids. The record is from RefSeq and is a predicted model, not a curated record. Gene Ontology annotation, cellular component: cell division site; growing cell tip; plasma membrane.
CCCAUGUGACCGCCUUUCUUGUCAACCCACAUUUUGCGCUCUCCUUCCAAAGAUCAGCAUCAAACUUGAUAUCAUCAUAUUCUGACGCUCUUCUUGUUUCCUUAUGAGCUUCAUUCGGCCAGCUACUCCUGGCUUCCUGAUAACCCUCACAGCCACCAUUUUGUUGGCUGUCGUAUCCUUCUCUGUACCCCUCAUAAAAUCCAUAUACUUUCUCAAGGCAAGCCUUGCCGUUGAAAGCACCAAUGGUUACAUCACCUUUGGAACCUUGGGUUAUUGUUCAGAUAUCUCAGGGAAUGUUUCAUGUUCUAGUGCAACAGUAGGGUAUGAGCUCAACAUCAAUGCCUUGGUAGGCGAUAGUACGGCUCUCCAAAUCCCAACCGUCGUUGUAAAGUGGCUCACGUAUACCCUGGUCCUGCAUAUCGUGGCUUUUGGUCUCGCAGGGGUAGCCACCAUUUUUGGUCUACUCGCUCACAUCCGUGAAAUGGCUAUGACUUGCUUCAGUAGCUGCAUAUCAGGAUUUGCCGCUACUGUCGCCCUUACUGCUUUUAUUUUCGACAUCGCCAUCUUUUUUGUUGCCAAGUCCAGGAUGAAUAGUGUUUCGGGCGGCUCUGCUUCCAUCGGUAACGCUGUAUGGCUUACGCUUGUCGCCUGGAUCCUACUAUUCCUUAGUGGAUGUUUCUAUGGCGUUGGAAGGUGUUGCAUAAGAAGGCGCCCAAAGGAUGACGACCGGAUGGGUGGAAAUGCAUACGCGGAUCGAAUGCGCCUUGACGCUGUCAAAGCAGAAGCAGAUCGAAAAGCAAGACAACAGCGAGGCGAAAUUGGUUUACCGCCUUUCCAGGAGUACGACCCAUCUCAGCCGUUGAAGGCCAGAAUCUCAGGUGAUGGCGUGUUUUUGGACGAGGAGGAUGCCACACCGUUCCGAGACGACCAGAGCGUCUCCACCGCCGGAAGAGCCGGCAUGGGGUCCUAUGGUCGUCGUCCAUCAGCGAAUGGCUACGUCGGGGGAGGCUAUAUGCAGGCUCCUCGCGGCACACGCGCUAUUGAUGAAUAUAACAACGCUUCCCCAUAUGCGGCGCCACCACGCCGGAAGAGUAGCACCCUCACCCAGACUACAUCUUCCAGCACUUAUCCGCCAACAUCUACGACUCAUUCAAUGUCGCCUCUCAAUUCAUAUGCUGUCCCCGGAGCUGCAAUCACCGCCCCAGUGCAAAACGCUUCCGGUGCUUACUAUAGUGAUCCAUACUCCCCGCAGGCAUAUGGUCAUGUGGAAGGUGGCUCUUCGCGCACCCCCCCGCAGCAACAUGCGGUGUAUAACCCUUGGGAACCGCAGCAAACUCAGCCUUCCUUCAACCCAGAUUCAUACAAUGCUUCGAGUGCUAUAGCUGCGGCUCCGUAUGUUACUGCAUACAACGCCCAGACUCCUCGUCAGCCCGAGCAGAACUAUGCUGCCAGCACUACCAGUGUUGCACAGCCGUCGGACCCAUACUAUACUUCCAAUUAUCAUAGUUCGACUAACGCACCUUCUCCGCCACCAGCUAACACCAGUGCGUAUGCGGCACCUUCUAACACGAGUGGUGUAAGGGGCCCGAGGGGGCCGCCGUCCCCUGUGGUGAUGUCCCCUCCAUCUCAGAUGUACAGUGACAGCCCACCGAUGUAUGAGGAUGGUCUAUCGCGAACGCCUGUGCAAUGGAAGACCUAAAUACGAUUUGUAGUAUCUUCAUGAGGAUCUCAUGGAGUUGAUAUAUCUACUGCAUAUUUUUUAUCAAAGGACCGUAUCAGAUUUGACUGUAGGACUAUAUAUUUAGAUACCCUCUGUAUUUCAUUACGAAACAGUGGCUUGCUUUGAAACAAUAACCUAGCAUGACUGCUGGCAGUAAACCACUUUCUGAGUUCUAGAGCUCGUCGGCGAGUGUUCGCCUUCG